AAUUCACGUUCUAUUUGUAUGAACAACCUUGCGCGAUUGCUGCUGCCAUGAAGAGUAUGGCAACAAUUCAGAGAAUGUCACGGCUGAAACGAGCUGGCCGGGUACUCCCAGCUGCUUCUUGCACGCUAUUAGAAGAACUUAUCAACGCCGAUAAGCUGGCACUUCCCUGCAUCGCCGUGGAGCGUGGCUUUCAAUCCUCGUCUUCGGGCAGCACAGCAGGCGCGGGCUGGCGAUCCGCAUCGUUGCUUGGAGCUGGUGCUGCGCUACUUGCUGCGGCACUCUUGUCUCCAUCCCCAGCUGCUGCCAAAAAAGAGCUUGCUAUCCUGCCAGGCAGCAAGCCUCCCGCAUCGGCCCUUCCGAAGACCGCUGCUGCCGAGUCGGCUGCACCUCCUAAGCAGCCGCAGCAGCAAAAGGACGACAAGGGGCGGCCUAUCUAUACUCGCGAAGAAGUUGCCAAGCAUAAGACGCCGAAGGACAGGGUCUGGGUGACGUACAAGGAUGGCGUGUACGACAUCACAGAGUUUGUAGAGAUGCACCCUGGAGGCGCCUCCAAGAUCCUGCUGGCGGCUGGCGGCAGUGUGGAGCCCUUCUGGGCGCUGUACCAGCAGCACCGCAAGGCGGAGGUGCUGCAGAUACUGGAGCCCUACCGCAUCGGCAGCCUGGAGGGCGGCGCUGCGGCGGCGGCUGAGGCUGCUGCCGCGGGAGCCGACCCGUACGCCUCCGACCCCGCCCGCCACCCUGCCCUCAUCCCGCGCUCGCAGCGCCCCUUUAACGGGGAGACCCCUGGGUCACUUCUGGCCGCCAACCCAAUCACCCCCAAUGACAUCUUCUACAUCCGCAACCACCUGCCCGUACCCCACGUGGACGAGAAGAGCUACAAGCUGAAGGUGGAGGGCGAGGGCACCCGCACGUUGGACCUGAGCCUAGAGGAGCUGAAGACGCGGUUCCGCAAACACAAUGUCACGGCAACCGUGCAGUGCUCGGGCAACCGUCGUAACGAGAUGUCGCGGAUCAAGCAGGUCAAGGGACUGGAGUGGGACCAGGGGGCCAUCGGCACGGCGGUGUGGGGCGGCGUGCGGCUGCGAGACGUGCUGCUGGCUGCCGGGCUGUCGGAGGACGACCCGCUUGUUCGCCACAUCCACUUUGAGGGUUUCGACCGGGACCCGGCGUCGGGGGAGGUGUACGGCGCUUCGAUUCCCAUUCGAAAGGCCCUGUCGUACGGCGGCGAUGUACUGCUGGCGUACGAGAUGAACGGUCAACCGCUUUCCGCGGACCACGGCGCUCCGCUGCGUGUGAUCGUGCCCGGGGUGACUGGAGCCCGGAGCGUGAAGUGGCUGCGCCGUAUCGUUGCCAGCCCGGCUGAGUCUGGCAGCCACUGGCAGCAGCGCGACUACAAGUCCUUCUCGCCCUGCGUGGACUGGGACAGCGUGGACUGGGGAGCAGCACCCGCCAUCCAGGAGCCCCCGGUCACCAGCGCCAUCUGCGAGCCCGCACCCGGUACCACCCUCAGCGCGGCGGAUGGGGAGGUAACGGUCCGCGGCUACGCCUGGAGUGGCGGCGGUCGCGGUAUCGUGCGGGUGGACGUGUCGGCUGACGGAGGAGCCUCCUGGCGCCCAGCCCGCCUGCUGCCGCCGCCGCCGGGGGCGCCGCAGGAGCAUGGGGCGUAUGCGGGCGCAUGGGCGUGGACACUGUGGGAGAUCACACUUCCGCUGCCGCAGCCCCAGGGGCCCGGCGGCCCCCUGCCUGCCACCGUGGAUCUGGCGGUUAAGGCAGUUGACUCGUCGUACAACAGCCAACCGGACUCGGUUGCCGGGAUUUGGAACCUGAGAGGUGUGGUCAACAACGCCUGGCACCGGGUAUCCCUGCCGCUGGAACCGUGAGGAGGGGGCACGAGGAAACGCAGAGAGAAGGGGUGGUGUGGAAAGCAUGGGGAUGAAAAAUACGGUCGUCAGGGUGAAACGAGGUUGUUCAUUGCGGGGUGGAAAGACUGCAAAUUCAAGUAGGGCAAAAGAGUUUAGUGCACAAGGCUUUUUUUGGGAAAUGUCCUUUGGUGAGUGCGCAUGCGCAUGGAGUGCAUAACGGACCAGACUUUCCGUAAACCUCUCGUGUACGGCAGUACGGCAUAACGGCGCUCCACUGGUCCACUGGUUCAGACACAUCAAGCAAGCGUACCUUGUAUCCUUGCAGGUAUGAGUAACGAGACCGCAAGCAAGUGAAAUUAAAUUCCCGAUGUACGACGACCCAUGCUGCACUAUUGAUGCACUGAAUUGCACAUGUAUACCGCCGUACCGCAAAUCAAGGGGUGUUCCUUUACCUCUCCAACCCUUCCUCCUCCCCCCCCCCGCACACCUCUUUCAGCAAUUUAAUGUUCCUGUCAGAGCAGCUGCGUGAGCACGUGCCGUUGUGAUUGCUGUGUUGUUGUAUUUACAACAGGCACAUCUGCGUUUGCCCAGCUGUGGGAGCAGGCCCAUGCAUCCGUUGUAAAUGCUGCGUAGUGGUAAUUUUCUCUUCCGCUUUCACACGUCAUUUACAUGGCUUGCGCACGCAUCUUAACCUUAUGACCUAUCGUAGGUUACUAGCCUUAUGACCUAUCGUAGGUUACUAGCCGCGGUGAACUACAUCCCGUAUUGCAGCGGGUGAUGCACCCAAUCCUACACCGCAAGAGGAAGGGAACACGCACUUAAAACAACACCACAACGGGCCAGCAGGAAACAGUAUUAGAACCCAAAGCUGACAACUGAGGUACAAACAAGGGUAGAAGCCAACAAAUGGCCCCUCAGCAAAGCCUCUACAAGUAAACAAGACAGCAAAAACACCAACACACACUGAAGACCAAACCACAAAAACGCCGCUCGAAAAAACAGGAUCCGAACGGAGACAGCAGCGCGUGUAUACGCCAGGGGAGCCCUGCAGGACACCCUACCCCGCAGACCCAAACGGCGCCAAAACAGUACACUCAACCGAACACAGAAAGCCGCCCACCACCAACACGCAAGAAUGGAUGAGAAGGGCCCAGCCACCUCAUCCAGGCCCUUCUUAUCCGACCCCGACGGGGAACACCCACACAAGCGAGCCCCCGGAGCUGACCCCCAAAACCAUGAAACCGCAGAGAUUGCAGCCUGAUCAGGAGCCCAGGCACAACACCCGCAGAACCAGACUCAUGCACACGAGCCCGCAGAAACCGAUAUCAGACAAAGCACCCAGGACAACAACAUCCUAAACACACUGCUGCACGCCCUAUGGAGGCAAACAAACCUCAAAGCAGCCCCAGCAGGAACUACAGCGCCCAACUCGACCUCAAGCUGCCCGAGCACAGCAUGGGCAACAGGACAGGUAGGCCCAGAAACAAUUCAACCUUGGAGACAUCCCGCAAAACAACAUACCCACAGCCACAACGCUCAGGACAAGUCCGACAGGCCCGGGACAUAUGAGAAUUCCGAAGCAAGGGAAUCCCGUCAAAACGUCUCCUUAAGACAAUUCUCCCAGCGAACCCUCCGGAGGCACUGGAAAGAAUCCCGAAGGCCAUCCAAAAUACCCGCAGGAGGCUCUUGGGUAGCAGGAGGCCCCAUACCUUCCCGAAUAAAGACCGAAUGCAACAGAGCACGCUUCUCAAAUAUGCACCCAAGCUGGAUCACCGCGGCCAUUUGAACAGAGAGUUCCGCAAAGGAACAACUCCGACAUGAGGUAAGUGCCACCCCAAGCGGGGAACCAAAACUGCCAAGCAUCAUCCUCAGUAGCCGGCGGCGAAUGGGGUGGCAAGUCGUCAACAAGAAACACCUCCGCAGCCGCCACCCAAGGCACAAGCACUUCACUCUACAAGGUCUCAAGGGACAGCAAGGAAAUCAUAUGACACACCUGGGCAGGGAACAGAGAGCACAAUCAUCCGGAGAAGUCGGGUCAGAAACCCGCGCAGGAUUAGACAUCACACACACAUAUGCUUGUUGAAGGGGCCUGCGCGCACUCACCUAAGACAGUGUUCCUCUAUGACCGAAUUGGACACAGCACCGGAGGCCUCUUCAACCGUCGAUCAAUAUUCUGGGCCUAAUAAAUCG
This is a messenger RNA of Astrephomene gubernaculifera, 4052 nucleotides long. The record is from the annotation of a GenBank genome assembly. NCBI's taxonomy places the organism in Eukaryota, Viridiplantae, Chlorophyta, Chlorophyceae, Chlamydomonadales, Astrephomenaceae.